Sebastes umbrosus (honeycomb rockfish) is the source of this 3559-nucleotide messenger RNA. It is a transcript of the gene abcb7, whose product is annotated as ATP-binding cassette, sub-family B (MDR/TAP), member 7. The coding region runs from base 51 to 2294 and encodes 747 amino acids. Lineage: Eukaryota; Metazoa; Chordata; Actinopteri; Perciformes; Sebastidae. Gene Ontology annotation, biological process: intracellular iron ion homeostasis; transmembrane transport. The transcript is spliced from 16 exons. Gene Ontology annotation, cellular component: mitochondrial inner membrane. The record is from RefSeq and is a predicted model, not a curated record. Gene Ontology annotation, molecular function: ABC-type transporter activity; ATP hydrolysis activity; ATP binding.
AGCCUCCUUUCCAUAGGCCUUCACUAACCGCCUUCCUGCUUUCGGCAAACAUGGCGCCGAUGUUGGCACCGCCGCUGAAAUGCUGCUUUCACUUCCAAAGACGCAAACUAGCGCUUCUCCUUCGACAGACGAGCUCGUAUCACGUUUGGAAUAAAAGCCGCGGUGAAAAAGGGACGGAUUAUAAACGUCAAAGUACAUAUCUGCUGAGUUCCCCUCCACACCUACAAACAGCAACAUGGAGUACACACAGGAGCGACAACAGUCGGCGGAUGCUGGACGCAGUAAAACAUUUGCAGAUUACAGACAAAAGAACAUGUUGGCAUGGAAAUGCAGGAGGAAAGCUAAAUGCAGAUCCAAAAAAUGUGCUAAAUGAGGUGAAUUCAGCCCAGAUCCUGUCUGCAAUGCUGUCGUACGUGUGGCCAAAGAAUAGACCAGACCUUCGGGCCCGUGUUGCCAUCUCUCUGGGCCUGCUCGCUGGAGCCAAGAUGACCAAUGUGACGGUGCCCUUCAUGUUUAAGUAUGCAGUGGACGAGCUUAACCAGAUGUCGGGACACAUGCUGCACCUGAAUGACGCGCCAAGCACCGUGGCUACCAUGGCAACGGCCAUGCUGAUUGGCUAUGGCGCGUCCCGGGCUUGUGCAGCCCUCUUCAACGAGCUGAGGAACACUGUGUUCGGCAAGGUGGCCCAGAGCUCCAUCCGACGCAUCGCCAAGAACGUCUUCCUCCACCUGCACAAUCUGGAUCUGAGUUUCCAUCUCAGCCGCCAGACGGGAGCGCUGUCCAAGGCCAUCGACCGCGGCACACGGGGCAUCUCAUUUGUCCUCAGUGCAAUCGUCUUCAAUCUAGGUCCCACGAUCUUCGAGAUGGGCCUCGUCAGUGCCAUUUUGUAUUACAAGUGUGGAGGACAUUUUGCAGCAGUGUCCUUGGGUACCUUAUCAGCAUACACCCUCUUCACCAUUCUCAUCACUCAGUGGAGGACUCAGUUCCGGAUAGAAAUGAACAAAGCAGACAAUGAAGCCGGAAAUGCAGCUAUUGAUUCCCUCCUUAACUAUGAGACUGUGAAGUACUUCAACAAUGAGAAGUACGAAGCUGAAAAGUACGACAGCUACCUGAAGAUCUAUGAGUCAUCCUCUUUAAAAACCACGUCCACGCUCGCCGUGCUCAACUUUGGCCAGAGUGCCAUCUUCAGUGUCGGCCUCGCUACCAUCAUGGUGCUGGCCAGCAAGGGCAUUGCGGCAGGUACGAUGACCGUGGGAGACCUGGUGAUGGUGAACGGCCUGCUCUUCCAGCUCUCCCUCCCCCUCAACUUCCUGGGCACAGUGUACAGAGAGACCCGGCAGGCCCUAAUAGACAUGAACACUCUUUUCACCCUGCUCAGCAUCGACACCAAGAUCAAGGAGAAGGAUCUCGCCCCGGUAUUAGCCAUCACACCGCAGGAGGCCACAAUCCGCUUCGAGGACGUCUAUUUCGAAUACCUGGAGGGCCAGAAAGUCUUAAACGGAGUGUCCUUCGAAGUGCCUGCUGGGAAGAAGGUGGCUAUAGUUGGUGGCAGCGGGUCAGGGAAGAGCACCAUUGUGCGGCUGUUGUUCCGCUUCUUUGAGCCCCAGCGGGGGAACGUCUACAUAGCGGGGCAGAAUAUCCGAGACAUCAGCCUUGACAGCCUGAGGAAGUCUUUGGGGGUCGUACCUCAGGAUGCCGUUCUGUUCCACAACACCAUCUUCUACAACAUGCAGUACGGGAACAUCAACGCCACACCAGAGGAGGUGUACCAAGUGGCACGUCUAGCAGGCAUCCAUGAUGCUAUCCUCAGGAUGCCCCACGGCUAUGACACCCAGGUUGGGGAGCGGGGCCUCAAGCUGUCAGGAGGGGAGAAGCAACGUGUCGCCAUCGCCCGUGCAAUACUGAAGAAUCCGCCCAUCCUCCUGUAUGACGAAGCAACAUCCUCCCUCGACUCCAUCACAGAAGAGAACAUUCUGACUUCAAUGAAGGAGAUGGUGAAGGACAGGACAUCAGUGUUCAUCGCCCACAGGCUCUCCACAAUCGUAGACGCAGACGAGAUUAUAGUGCUCAGCGAGGGUAAAGUGGCAGAGCGAGGCGACCACCAAUCCCUCCUCAACACCCCCGGCAGCUUGUACGCAGACCUGUGGAACACCCAGAACAGUAAAGCCCUCAACAUCAACGCAAGCUCGACCAAGCCGCCGGCCGAGCGCCUGUCCCAGAAGGAGGAGGAGAGGAAAAAGUUGCAGGAGGAGAUCGUCAACAGUGUUAAGGGCUGUGGGAACUGCUCCUGUUGAGAGAAGUGGCCUCCUCCACGUCUCUACAUCCCCUCACAGACAGCCUACACUGGAAUCCCUGGUCCGUGCAGUAUUUGGGAGGGAGCGGAGGUAGGGGUACAUCCCCACUCUCCACUCAAGCCAAGCCUCCACCCAUGUGACUAUCCCUCCUCCUCCUCCUCGUAUGAAUAAAGGCCACUGCUCGCCAAAGUGAAGGAGGAGGAGCAGAACAGGGAGCAAGUGUGUUUAGCGCUGGCUGUUGUCCAGAGAUAGAGCUUCUAUGCCAGUUGUCUCAGCUGAAGCCAAGCAUAAGAGACCUCGUAUAUCACAUACGUGUGUGUAAGACAUCUGUUAGUCAACAUGGCUGCCCCCCCCCUCCUCCUCAUUUUUGACAUCAGGUUUAUUGACAUCUUCCAUUGCACUGGAAACAGAUGAGAGUACACGUAAUGACUUGCAUAUGCCUUGAUGUUGACACAAAAUUUGUGUUGAUUUAAUUUUCUAAAUUAUUACUCAACCUAUAGUUUGCUUUUUUUUUUUACAUUAAGGAUGUGCACUUAUUACAAUUUAUUCUGCGAUUAGAUGUACUGAAUUACAAGGAUUGUUUUGCAGUAUGUGUAGGUUUGAAUAACACUAUUUCAUUUAGGCAUUCAGUCAUAAUGCACAUUGCCCGUGACAUUUUUUUAAUGCGCGUUCUAAAAAUAUAAAAUUUGGCAGAUAAUCAAGUCGUCUUGAUUCGACUCGGCAUAAUAUGGAUGUUUGGACUCAUGAACAUGCAAAAUAGCUCCCCAGUGAAUUAGCAGUAUGUCACAGUCACAUUCGUGUAAAUAUAACACUCUGAGAAUGACGAGAAGCAACCCUUAUAAAUCAUGAAUGGAUUUCACCACAAUGGGAGCCACAUGAAGAGGCAACGACUUGAAAGUCUCCUCUGGGAACAUUCGUAUCAUUUAGCCUUAGUUGACGGGCCUCUUGUAAUGAAAAGUUAUUCAGAGAGUUUUAACAGUGCUAAGACAGCUUUUUGGAUUGUAUGACCAGAGACUUCUUCCUGAAGGUUAUAUGUAAAUGUUAAUAUUUAAAUACUGACAGUACACAUAUGUCCUCAUUUUCUGAGGGCUGUUUUGGCUGUGAUAUGCACAUUUUGUUAGGAACCUUUAUUAUGUUAUUGUAUCUAUAAAUAAAAUGAUUAGUCCUGUACACAAUUGUGAAGCCUGUUUCAUAGUAUUCAGGACUAUAUUGACUGUGUACACUGCAGAUAUUAUAAUAAUAAAUGUUGGCUUUUGUCUAAAUAA